CAGUAGCCGCCAUGUCGUCCACCCUUUCAUCUCAAGCUCCCCGCACUCACCGCCCACUCGCUGUUCCGCUCCCCCAUGCCUCUCCGCGCGCCCAUGUUCCGCCUCUUUUCCGCCAUGGCGGACUCAGAGCGCUUCCUUCCCGCUCAUGCCGCCUCUACCUCGGUAAAGACACUCCGCACACAGUCACAUUAAGCCAAAGGCAGAGGUUCCGUCCCGGAUUCGCGGCGGCCUCUGCGGCGGGCGCGGCGUGGGCGGGCGACCCCGCGGAGUGGCGGAAUUCGGAAGCGGGAGCGGCGGAGGAAACGGCAUUUGGGGAGGCCGCAUUGGGGGACCCGGGGACGUAUGACGUGGCAAGCAAUGAGAGGUGGCUUUCUCAGGAGAAGGCGCGGCUGCUGACAGUGCAGGGCGGCAAGGUGCCAGGAGGGCUGCUGCUGACACGUGGCAAGUGGCAGUGGGUGGAGAGAGGCCCCUCGCUCUACCGACUCGUGGGGCACAUGAGCUUCCACAACACCUCGAGCAAGCAGGAGAUAUUCAUUCCGCAAGUGACGGCGGGCGUGGUGCUGCUCUCCUCGCACUCCAUCGAUGCCAUUCGCACCCGUGUCACUAUCGCUCCACGCCAUCCGGGCGGCAAGCCCGCCGCCCGGGCGGACGGGUACUGGGCGGGGUACAUCACACGGGCGAGCGAGAGCACAGCGAUGGAGGUCACUGUUGAGAUCCGGGCGGACUCAGGGGAGGCAGCACUUGCUCACCUCAAGGCAGCACGGCUGGACGUGCACUAUAUCGCGUACGGGCCGCACGGCAGCCUGCCCAAGGCUCAGCACGUCGUGCUGCCGCUCUCCUUCCCGCCCACUCCUUCUCUUUCAACCGCUCUCGCCCCUGCCUGGCGCAGCAUAGCCCCGGGCAUAUCGGUGCUGGCCGUGCCAACGCACCUGCUGUGCCACUUGGACGACCCCUUGCUCGUGCUCAAGUGGUAUGCAGCGCCCUACCUGCAGCCGGGUGACAUUGUGACAGUUGGCGAGACGCCAUUGGCCAUCAUGCAGGGUCGCUUCCGCCACCCCGACUCCGUGCGACCCGGCGCUGUGGCUCGCUGGGCCUGCCGCCCCUUCCACCCAACGUCCUCUCUCGCCACCGCGUGCGGCAUGCAGUCACUCAUAGACGUGGUGGGGGCAGUGCGGGUGAUAGUGGCGGUGCUGCUGGCGGCGCUGGCCCGGAUCGUCCUGAGGCAGCGGGGCGUGUUCUACCGCCUGGCAGGGCAGCAGGCGCGCCUCAUAGACGACGUCACGGGCACGCUGCCGCCGUACGACCAGUUCAUCACACUGGGGCCUCUGCGGCCGCAGGAGACAGUGGAUGGGCUGAGUGCAAAGCUGGGGUGCGGUGUAGCGGUGGUGGACGUCAACGACCUCAAGAAAGUGCAGAUCCUCGCUGCAUCAUCGGGAGUGGACCAUGAGAGGCUCACAGCGGCACUGCUCUCCAACCCGGCAGGGAAUGCGGAGGAGCAAACGCCGAUAGUCAUCGUGCGUGGAUGCAGCAAGUCAUGAUGAUCCCAGCCAGCUCGUUCAGGCGCCUCACAGAUGCCUCGCAUCGCAUACCUCGUCGUAUCUCAGUUGCACUGGCUGGCAUAGCAAGAGUGCUUCUGGUAUUCACAAUCACAUCAUACUCUGGUU
Closterium sp. NIES-67 is the source of this 1664-nucleotide messenger RNA. Lineage: Eukaryota; Viridiplantae; Streptophyta; Zygnematophyceae; Desmidiales; Closteriaceae. The record is from the annotation of a GenBank genome assembly.